AACUAAUCCAGUACCAUUGUAGAAAUGUCAAAUGUCAGAUGACAGACGAGUUGGCCACAACAAUGGGUUGAAAUAAAAACGCAUUACAAAGUGUCUGAGAAAAAUUCAUCACGCACUCACACAUACACACUCGCAGAGAAAGAGAGAGGGAGAGAGAGACUCACCAUCGAAUGACAACAAUUGAAGGAAAAAAGAAUUAAGUGAAGAGAAGAAAAUUUCGAAUUGUAAACUUUUUGUCAUCAAACUGUGUGAUGUUAAAUGCUCAGUGUCACAUCUAUUUUUAAUUAAUAUAUCGUUUCUCGAUGUGAUGUCCAAUGUCAAAUAAAUAUUUACGGAAAUCGAGUAAUUUAAUCUUCAUUCGACUCGUACUCACCGUAGAUUUGUGUUAGAAUAAUUAAAUUCGCGGUCAAUUUUGGUGUUUUCCAUUGUUUGGAUCAAAAUCAGCUGAAAAUCUAUUGGAUUAGAAUGAGUGAAAAUGAGGCGACCACGACGACCAAAGAACAUAAAGUGAUAAUUAUUGGAGCAGGCUGUGCUGGUCUAUCGGCUGCAAAUCAUCUAAUAAAAAAUGGUUUAACCGAUUUCCGAAUACUAGAAGCGCGAGGUCGAACUGGAGGACGAAUUGUUUCCAUUGAUCUUGGUGCGGAAAAAAUUGAAUUGGGUGCAAAUUGGAUUCAUGGUGUACUCGGGAAUCCGAUAUUCGAACUAGCGAUGGCCAAUGGAUUAGUCAGCAUAUUAAAUACUCCGAAACCACAUAAACUAAUUGCAACGACAGAGGAUGGCAAACAGGUGCCAUUUCCAAUACUUCAAGAAAUCUACGAAGCAUAUGUGUGCUUUCUGAAGCGAUGCGAAGAAUAUUUUUUGUGUCAAUAUAUACCGCCGCCCGAUAUCGAUAGCGUGGGAGAGCACAUUAACUAUGAAAUCGAAUUGUAUUUAGCAAAUCAAUCAGAUGGCGAACAAAAACAUUUGAAAAAAAUGAUAUUCGAAUGUUUGUUGAAGCGCGAGACGUGCAUUUCCGGUUGUAAUAGUAUGAAUGAAAUAGAUUUAUUAGAAUUAGGCAGUUAUACAGAACUUCAAGGUGGUAAUAUUGUCUUGCCAAAGGGCUAUUCAAGCAUUCUCGGUCCGAUGACACAAUCCAUUUUACCCGAACAAAUAGUACUCUCUUGCCCAGUGAAAACCAUUCAUUGGAAGAGAAAAUCAAAUCGUGCCGAAUGUACAAUCGGCGGUUUGGAAACAGUUGACGAAGUAGAUUCAGACGAUUCAGAUAAAACUGUAACCGAUGUACCAAUCAAUCGUAGUCCAUCGCAUGACAAUCAUCGCCGUGAUAAAGUGAAAAUUGUCUGUGACAAUGGCAUUGAAUACUAUGCCGAUCAUGUAAUUUGUACGGUGCCGCUUGGUGUACUGAAGGAAAAUCAUGAAACAUUGUUCGAACCGAAAUUACCACAAUACAAAUUAGACUCAAUUGAUCAUUUACUUUUUGGCACCGUUGAUAAGAUUUUCCUCGAAUAUGAUCGACCAUUCUUAAACAAGGACAUUAGUGAAGUGAUGCUACUGUGGGAUACAAUUGAUGAUGCCAGUGUAAGCAUUGAAAAACAUUGGUUUCGAAAGAUUUACUCCUUCAGCAAAGUGAGCGAAACAUUGCUGCUGGGGUGGAUAUCGGGAAAAGAAGCUGAAUAUAUGGAAACAUUAUCGCAUACGGUAGUAGCUGAUGUUUGUACCGAUAUUCUACGAAAAUUCCUAAAGGAUCCAUUUAUACCGAAACCAAAGAGUUGUGUUUGUACCAGUUGGCAUCGUCAACAAUACUGUCGAGGCUCAUAUACGGCGAUUAGUGUUGGUGGUUCUCAAGAGGAUAUCGAUAAUGUUGCACAACCAUUGUAUUCAUCACCGCACCAUACGAAACCGGCUAUAGUAUUUGCUGGCGAGCACACACAUUGUAAUUUCUAUUCAACCGUUCAUGGAGCCUAUUUGAGUGGUAGAACAGCGGCUCAAUUUCUUGUAACGCCCGAUUCACCGCAAGAGGUUAUUAUGGAAUCGGACACAAGUGACUUAAGUUCAUGGAUUCAAGGCAUUGCACUCGAUUAAUAUAAAGAGUCGGUUACACAAAAACAUAUAAUGUUCCGCUUGCAACAACUACAACGCUCUCAACAUUGCCACUUCAAUUUCUCAAAUCUGCGCCUAGAUUCUUUGUGACAAGCCAAAACAAACAUUAAUCUACACAUUUUAUUGUAUUAUUUUUGGUGCAUCGCUUGGGCGUGUUUUUUUUAAAAAUAUGAAUUUGUUUUUGAGACAUGAAUUGAGAAUUGUUUGAAUUUUAGUAUGAAGAACAUGAAAGUAUGAAAUGAUUUGAGGGAGAAAGAGAAAAAGAAAAUUGAAUUGUGCUAUUGCUCGAUAAACCAACCAUCAUCAUGCAUUGAAGAUUUUUAUUUUUUUAGACAAUAAACUUUAGUGAAUGCAAAA
Molecule: messenger RNA, 2454 nt
Organism: Contarinia nasturtii (swede midge)
Lineage: Eukaryota; Metazoa; Arthropoda; Insecta; Diptera; Cecidomyiidae
Product: peroxisomal N(1)-acetyl-spermine/spermidine oxidase
Exons: 4
Coding region: 466-2079 (537 amino acids)
Molecular function (GO): polyamine oxidase activity
Source: RefSeq, a predicted model, not a curated record